Molecule: messenger RNA, 1186 nt
Organism: Dufourea novaeangliae
Lineage: Eukaryota; Metazoa; Arthropoda; Insecta; Hymenoptera; Halictidae
Product: pancreatic lipase-related protein 2-like
Exons: 7
Coding region: 1-1164 (387 amino acids)
Biological process (GO): lipid metabolic process
Molecular function (GO): lipase activity
Source: RefSeq, a predicted model, not a curated record
AUGUGUUUAAUGGGAAUACAAAUACAAGCUUUUGUGGACACUCAUAUAGUAUCUAAGUCCAAUCAAGUUGAUUGCUUUGGUCUGGGAAAAACAGUAGCCGCAACAUUGGAGUUGUUUUUCAUAAGUAAACCCAAUGGAACGAAUGCUCUGGAUGUGCAAUUUUUGCUGUCUUCGAGAAAUCAGCCACAACGAGUUCAGGUGAUGAUUGGGAAACAGUUUGGUUUAGAGUGGACAGACUUUCAAGCUGAGCGAAAAACAGUCUUAAUAGUGCACGGAUUUCUAUCGCAUGGUGGAGAGUCAUGGAUUAGCGAUAUGGAAAAAUCAUUUCUCAAAUGGGGUGACGUUAACGUUGUGGUUGUAGACUGGAGCACGAGAGGAAAUACUUGGAAUUAUUAUAAAGCUGCAGUUAAUACGAGAGUCGUGGGAUAUCAAAUCGCAAGCUUUUUCGAACAUAUAGAGAAUGCGACGGUCGUUAAAAGCAAUCCGAACGGUGGUAAUUGGGGAUCUUUACAUUUAGUGGGUCACAGUCUUGGAGCACACAUUUGUGGAUUUGCCGCAAAACAGUUGAAAAGAAGGCAGAGUAAAUGGAUAGUCGAAAGAAUAACAGGACUCGAUCCUGCGCAACCAUGUUUCAAAGAUGCAGAUUCCACCGUGAAACUUCACAAGUCCGACGCAUUGUUUGUAGACGUCAUACACACCAACGGCAAACUGCUUUCGGAGAUUGGAUUGGGUUUGCCGGAACCUAUAGGGCACGUUGAUUUUUAUCCCAACGGUGGCAAAUGUCAGCCGGGUUGUAUAAAAAUAGACACUUCGUAUUUCGACUAUUUACCAAUUCCCCUUCGAGUUAUCGACAAAUCUAUAUGCAGCCAUGGACGGUCGUACAUCUAUUUGACGGAAUCUUUGAUGUCAGACGUUAAACACAAUUGUACUUUUUGGGCGCAUCAUUGGGAUUUAUCUUAUAGAAAUUUCAUGAAAAUAGCAGUGGAGCCCUGCAAUAAAAAUACCUGUACCGAAAUGGGUAUAAAUUCGAUAAAUUAUCCUCAGCGUGGAACAUUUUUUGUUGCUACCUCUAAUUCUAUACCGUUCUGCGUUAACAGCACUCGCGCGAUCGACGAAGUAGUAAUUCAGCUGAAGAGGGAUAAUGAGAACGAGCUCAACGACUGAGAUUUAUCGAUGAAUCGACAGU